Drosophila novamexicana is the source of this 1615-nucleotide messenger RNA. RefSeq names its product protein FAM76A. The coding region runs from base 93 to 1271 and encodes 392 amino acids. The record is from RefSeq and is a predicted model, not a curated record. The transcript is spliced from 6 exons. Lineage: Eukaryota; Metazoa; Arthropoda; Insecta; Diptera; Drosophilidae.
GACACUGUUUGCGUCGUCUUCUAAAUCGCAAAUAAAAAGUAAAAUUUAUUAAAGAAAAUAGCACAAAAGAAAAAUAAAACACAAAUUUAGAAAUGAGUUCAAAAGUAUUAUUCGCAUGCUCCAAAUGUUUUUCUCGGCACCCAUACGAAGAACUUUCCUCGGGCCAGCAGCUUUGCAAGGUGUGCCGUGGUUCUACCUCAGUUGUUAAAUGUACUUACUGCCGCUCGGAAUUUCCCUCCACCUCCAAAUCACAGAGUGCCUGUAAAAAAUGCGAACAUUAUUUGAGUAAAUAUGGCAAGCCCACCGCCUGUGAGUGCUGCAAAAUCGUUGCCGCCUUCGGCAGUUCCAAAUGCAUGAGAUGCGCCAGCUACGAAGCUAAGUACGGACCGCCCACACAAUGCGACGAGUGCAAGCUGCGAUCGGCCUUUGACAGGCGCGACGAGAACAAAAAGGUCAAUGGUAAAGUACUGUGCUGGCUGUGUACCUGUGCGUAUAAGCGUGCUCUGCUGAAAGCGCAGCAGGAGGGCCGAAUAUCCAUGUCUAAGAAGCGACCACAUGAGAAGUCCUCGUCAACCGCGCAUAGAGAAGGUCACGCGUCCGCCAAGAAAUCAACACGCGGUGGAGACAUUUCCAAAGGCACUGGCAACAUCAAUACCAGCGGUGUGACCUCAGUUAGCGGUGUCGGCUUGGAUCUACCCGACAAGAUAUCGCGCGGCAAUAGCGGUAACGGCACAAUUGCUGCACCAGCUGCCAUCACAGUGGACACAAACUCGUCGGAUCACGUGGUAGCCAUUACAUAUCUGAAGGAGCGCAUUGCCAGUCUGGAGAAGCGCUUGAAUCAAAAAGACAAAGAGCUCCUGGAGAAGGAUAAGCAAUUGACAGAGCUGAAGGGCAAAAACUUCGAAAAGGAGAACGAGAUGCGCAACAGGCUGAAGGAGGUUGAGCGGCUGCAUGACAUGAAAGUUGACAAUUUGAAUCGUAAGGUUGCCAGCCUUCUGAAAGACUUGGCUGUUAUGAAGAAGAGCAACAACAAAAAGGGCGGUGGAGUCGGCGGCGUCACCAAAGCUGAAAAGGAAGCAAUCAAACGCGAGAACUUAUCGCCUAAAGAAGAACUUGUUGCUGUUCCUGCGCCCGAUAAGCAAAGCAAGCGAGAGCCAGAACGUGAUCUGGACAAGGAUGAAAAGAGUCGCGAUCGUGAUGAGGAGCGCAGCGACCAGGACCGUGGUAGCGUGCACUCUCGCUCAGGUUCCAGCAGUCCAUCGUCGAACUGAACGCACACUUAACCCAACGAGCAUCAUUCACACACACUGGCACAAACGUUCUACAGUGCAGUGUAUUUGUUGUAAUGAUUUUUAGUUUGUCGCUAUACACAUUUAGACUAUUACAUAUAUUCUUUAAUUGUAACAUAAUUAUUACAAUAUUGUUUUAUACCAUUUCUUAUGACACCACAUUUCCACAAACUCAAACUGUUUUCAUCCUUUUCGUUCUGCUUUCAUUUCAUGGUAUUCACCAAUUAGAAAAUGUAAUUAUAUAGGCUCAACUUAAUAAAAUGUUCUUUAGUUUAAUUUGCCGGAUGACACACAAAACGAAAGCAUUGUUUAUAAACUUAAGAAAU